Molecule: messenger RNA, 3408 nt
Organism: Galleria mellonella (greater wax moth)
Lineage: Eukaryota; Metazoa; Arthropoda; Insecta; Lepidoptera; Pyralidae
Exons: 4
Coding region: 26-841 (271 amino acids)
Molecular function (GO): protein binding
Source: RefSeq, a predicted model, not a curated record
CGGCCAAACAAUUCAAGCUAUCAAAAUGCUAGAAAAAUGCAUAUGGCUGCAGCCAAGAUUUGUACAAGCGCACGUGGAACUAUUGGCCCUUAAACCAGAGUCAGAGAAGAAGAGUAUACUGACGAAGUUGGUGGAGUUGGAACCAAAUAAUUGGGAACAUUUCGUGCUUUACGGAGACUGGUUGAGGAUGAAAGGUCUACAAAGUCCAGCCUCAAAAUACUACUUAGAAGCUUUAAAACUGAACUUUAAAAAUCGAAAUAUAGAUAAACCAAUUAGAGGUGACCUAAUUGCGUUCAGAUAUACAGUCUUAAUGUACAGAUCGUUAGGACAGAAGUCCAGAAUUCUACAGCUAUUAACAAGGUGGCACACGUGGCGACGCGGCUGGCCGAGUGCAGCAGCGGCGCACAUGUAUCUACGCGACUGGCGACUCAAAAUGGAGCUCGAGGGACGGGUGCAAAUAUAUUCCAAGGCUGUUAAUCCCACUAAAACUACUACCUGUUUCGAUCACUCGCAACUAUCGGGUGAAGUCAAAAAAGCAACAGAAGAUAAAACAAAUAAGUAUGAAGAAAAUAAAAAUCAACUAGCAAAUUUAAAGCGUGACGACAAAAAAGUUCUAAGUGCUGAUAGUGACAGUAAUAGUGCGUGCGAAUGUAAAAAGUGCGGGACCAAAAAACGUAACGUAUCUAUAUCGUCUCAAAUCAAAACAACCCAUAAUAAAUCAGAAAUUGGACAUAAGGAGAAGAAAUGUAGUUUGCAUAGAAAAGACAAAACAGUGAAAAACAGUGGAGUCAUACCGAACAUAGGUGGGUUGUCUGAACAUAUUCUUAUGAAGACAUUUUAAGUUGAUAAUAAUGAUCAUAUAAAGUGUGAUAUUUUGAGUGUGACUAUUUAAUUUGAUGACGUAGUAAAGUUUGUGCUUGCGAAAAUUGAUUUUAUUUCCAUAAAGGAACUCAAUAACGUUAGGUGUAAUGCUGACAAUAUCGCAAAGUUGGACGUAGAUAAGGAAAUAGUUGAUGUCAAAAAUUCUAUUAAAAAUAUUUUAUAAGUUGGAAUCAUCGAUCAGUAAUUACCAGAUUUACAUUUUUCUUAUAAAUCAUUGAAUUACAAGCUUUUACCUGUUACUUUGCUCGCGUGAUUGCGAUAUAUUCACUGAUCGGGAUAAAUAAAUUAGCCUGUGUUCUCCAUCAUAUAUAGUACCUAAGUACUAAAUUUCAUAGCGAUUAGUUCAAGUAUUAAGGUGCCAAGACGUAAGAAACAAACAUUUACAUUUAUAACAUUAGUAAGGAUUAUUUUGUUUUGUAUUGCUUGUAUGCUAAUUUGUUUAAUAUUGAAAAUUGAGGUUGCAGCAAUAAUACAAUCAUAUUUCAUUUAUACCAAUGUGUAUAUAUUAAUUUUUUGUACUUUAAUUUUCUACAUUGCAUCAUUUAAACAAAGUAUACUUAUUAAAAUAAUGUGUUAAAGAUCAUUGAUAGGGAAGAUAGCAUCCUGUUUGGAUGAUAUUUUAUUUCACUUUUUGGACGGUGACUGUAAAUCUUGUUAUUACUAAUCAAAUAUGAAAAUCUAAUUUGAAAUCAAAUUCAUUCGAAUUUUUCUAAAAUUAUAUACACAUUGGAGAGAAAAUUAUUAGAUGUCCGGUUAAAUAUAAAUAUAUUAUAUAUAAUUCAUUCAUAACAGUUAACAGUUUUGCAGACUAAUAGAAUUUUUUACAUCGACAUCAUUAGAUAGAUAACUAAUUUUAAACAUUUGUAGAGAAUUGAAAUGAAAAAUAUAUUUUUGUCAAUGGUUAAAGGUUAGGUGAUUUUUAAAGGACAUGCACAAAGUUUUUACGCUAGCAUUAGAAUUUAUACGAUACGUACAAACGGCUCGUUGGACGCAAAUAAAAAUGUGACAAGUUUCGUUUUAUUUUCAAAGUGCAACAUUUGCAGUGCAAGUGGUUGUAACGUGAGAGCUAUAAAUUAAAUAUUUAUUGAAUACAUGACUUUGUGUUGUCAUAUGAAUUAUUAUUUACUAUUUCGUCUAUUUUCGUUAUUUGUCUGUCUAGUUUCGAUAUUUGUCUAUUCCGUUGCAGUAUUACAGUUACAAUUGUUUUUUUUUAACUGAUGUUGCAAAUAAAAUUGAUGCUUUAUAGACCGAUUGGAUUUUAAAAAACUAUCCUCCUAUAUCAAUAGUAAACUCAGUAGCUUCAAAAAGAGAUUUUUAAUUAUCAUAUACUUUUUGUACAUGUAAAAAGUACUUGGUAAUUUUUAGUAAAUUAGGGUAAAGGAAUGUUAAACAUUAUUUACGCUGAUUCUCAACCGAUUUUUAUAAUUCUUUUUGCAAUUAAUCAUAUAUUAUAUCAGCCAUUAACCGUCCACUGCUAAAUAUAGCCCUCUCCCUACUGGGGGGUUUUGCCAGAAUUAGCCACACUUGGUAGGCGAGUUGGCUAUCGCUGUUAGACUUUGGUGAUGUCUAAAGAGGGACGCUGCUACCCAUUCCUUAACCUUUAGUCACCUCUUACGACACCAGUGGGAGAAGAUGAGUUGGUCCAUCGUAUACUACGCCCACACGAAAUGUUUAGUUCCAUGUUUUUUUUUUUCAAUGGUUGAUAAUGGAAUAGUAACACCGCCUGCGUUAACGGUAUAUACGAGUACUUGCGAAGCACCAGUGAGGUAUGAUAGGUGAGAAUGAAAUCUUUCAUUCUGUGUAGGUUUAACAUUACUUUUGUCACGAUCGAUUUUUUUGCGAAAUAAAGUCAUAAAUUAUGAAAUAACGAAAUUCUCGUAACGCUAAAGGGAGUAAGACAUUAUCGUCAAUGAAUAUUAAAAAGAAAUGAUGCGAAAUAUUUGAGAGCUUUUAUAUUUGUAUAUAAAAAGCUCAAGAUCGUUUAUCGUGGUAGUCCUUAAGGAAGAUUUAUGUUCAGUAGCAGACAAUGAAUGCGUAAAAUGAUAAAGAUGUUGAUCUUUAUAUAGCUAGUAGAUAAUACUAUCUUUUACUCGUGACUUCGUUUGCGUGACUAGAAUAAAAUUGGCCGGAAUAAAUCGUAGUCUAUAUCCUUUUCAAUCCCAUAUAGUAUAUAUAUAUACCAUCUUUGCCGCUUAUUAUCAGGUGGGCCGUAUGCUUGUUUGCUACAACAGUGGUAUAAAAACUACAAACUUACACUUUUAUAAUAUUAGUAAGGAUUUAUAUUCGUACCAAAUGAAAAAAAUAACUGGACCAAUUUCAAUCAAAUUUUAAUUGGAUCCAGAUAAACUGCAUCAGCUUCUGGUAUUACGCAAAUCUCCAUAAAGGCCAUUGUACUAGCUUAUGUGCGUUUUGUCAAAUUUUUGGGAUAUUUCACAAUUUUCCUGUAUAGUUUUACUUAACUAUCUACAGUUAAUUAAUGUCUCUAACUACCUCUUAGAGAUUACAGUUUAGCCGUCAACUUAUUUU